CAUUUUCUCGAUGAGGGUAACAGUGUAUUGGUACUGAUGAAUGAAGGUGGUGAGCAAACUGCCAACACAAAUAUCAAUUAUUUACUAGAACAAUACGAUAUCUCUUGCAAUAAUGAUUCUGUUAUUCGAACCAUUUUUUGCAAAUACUUGGAUCCCAAGGAAGCACUAGUUUCAAACGGUGUUCUGAAUCGUGCUCUCACCUUAAACGCUGGCAAAUCAACUCCUUCCAUCUUUUUGUCACAUUUUAGUGGCUUACAAUUCGUUUAUCCAUUUGGUGCCACUCUAAAUGUUGGUCGACGAUCAACAGCUGUGCUCUCGACAGGCACUGUUUGUUACCCAAACGACAGACCCGUUUGCGCAUUUCAUCAAACGGUAAACGAAAAUUAUGGAAAGCUCGUGGUAAUAGGCUCAGUUCAAAUUUUCACCGAUCAGUAUUUUGAUAAGGAGGAUAACAGCAAAAUAUGGGAUGUUGUUAUAAAGUUCGUGACGGAAGGUUUUACACUCAAUGAAAUUGAUAGCAAAGAACCGAACUUGAUGGAGGCUCAUCCAAUACCAGAUCAUAUUUUUCUCUCAGAGAAGAUUAAAGUUUGCUUACAAGAAGGGGAAUAUGAAAUGAAUCAAAGUGGCGACUUCCUCAGUUUCUUCGAUAGUAGCCUUUUUUCAAUGGAUCUCAGCAUUUGGCCUAGAAUUAUCAGAGCUUUCGAUCAACUAGGCUUAAAGCAUGAACCCCUAUCACUUAUUGUGCCACAGUUUGAUACACCACAACCACCACUUGCCCCCGCCGUAUUUCAACCAAACUUUUGUGAGCUUCCACCACCUCGUCUCGAGCUUUUCGAUCUUGAUGAUAUGUUUUCAUCAAAAGAAAUCCGACUUGCUCAACUAACUAAUAAAUGUGCAGAAAGUGACUUGGAGUACUUCCUGAAAGCAGCAAGUGAAAUCUAUAACAUUACCGAAAGCUUGCCAUUAAAUGACAGAGGUCCAAAGAAGGUGCUUGAAUUCGUGGUCUGUCAAUUAGCUGAGUUUAAAAAACUAAAUCAGGUUGCUUUUACAGACCAGUUCUGCAAAUAG
Molecule: messenger RNA, 1068 nt
Organism: Thelazia callipaeda (thelaziosis nematode)
Lineage: Eukaryota; Metazoa; Nematoda; Chromadorea; Rhabditida; Thelaziidae
Source: the annotation of a GenBank genome assembly